This is a messenger RNA of Lontra canadensis (Northern American river otter), 1537 nucleotides long. Its product is annotated as alcohol dehydrogenase class-3. Gene Ontology annotation, cellular component: cytosol. The coding region runs from base 93 to 1217 and encodes 374 amino acids. Gene Ontology annotation, biological process: formaldehyde catabolic process. Lineage: Eukaryota; Metazoa; Chordata; Mammalia; Carnivora; Mustelidae. Gene Ontology annotation, molecular function: zinc ion binding; S-(hydroxymethyl)glutathione dehydrogenase [NAD(P)+] activity. The transcript is spliced from 9 exons. The record is from RefSeq and is a predicted model, not a curated record.
CGCCCCCAGCGCCAGGCGCACGCCCCGCCCACUUGCCCAGUACCGUGGGUCCCACCCCGGAUGUCCGCCCCUAGCUGACUGAGCCCGAGGCCAUGGCGAGCCAGGUUAUCAAGUGCAAGGCUGCAGUUGCCUGGGAGGCAGGAAAGCCUCUCUCCAUAGAGGAGGUAGAGGUGGCACCCCCAAAGGCUCAUGAAGUUCGAAUUAAGAUUAUUGCCACUGCAGUUUGCCACACCGAUGCCUAUACCCUGAGUGGGGCUGAUCCUGAAGGGAGUUUUCCAGUGAUCCUGGGACAUGAAGGUGCUGGAAUUGUGGAAAGUGUUGGUGAAGGAGUUACUAAGCUGAAGGCAGGUGAUACUGUCAUCCCACUUUACAUCCCACAGUGUGGAGAAUGCAAAUUUUGUCUAAACCCUAAAACAAACCUUUGCCAGAAGAUAAGAGUUACUCAGGGGAAAGGAUUAAUGCCAGAUGGUACUAGCAGAUUUACUUGCAAAGGAAAGACAAUUUUACAUUACAUGGGAACCAGCACGUUUUCUGAAUAUACAGUUGUGGCUGAUAUCUCUGUUGCUAAAAUUGAUCCUUUAGCACCUUUGGAUAAAGUCUGCCUUCUGGGUUGUGGCAUUUCAACUGGUUAUGGUGCUGCUGUGAACACUGCCAAGGUGGAGCCUGGCUCUACUUGUGCCAUCUUUGGCCUAGGAGGAGUUGGAUUGGCGGCCAUCAUGGGCUGUAAGGUGGCUGGUGCAUCCCGGAUCAUUGGUGUGGACAUCAAUAAAGAUAAAUUUGCAAGGGCCAAGGAAUUUGGAGCUUCUGAAUGCAUUAACCCCCAGGACUUCAGUAAACCCAUCCAGGAAGUGCUCAUUGAAAUGACUGACGGGGGUGUGGACUAUUCCUUCGAGUGCAUUGGUAAUGUAAAAGUCAUGAGAGCAGCGCUGGAGGCCUGCCACAAAGGCUGGGGUGUCAGCGUCGUAGUUGGAGUAGCUGCAUCUGGUGAAGAAAUCUCCACUCGCCCAUUUCAGCUGGUAACAGGCCGCACGUGGAAAGGCACUGCUUUUGGAGGAUGGAAGAGUGUGGAAAGUGUCCCAAAGUUGGUGUCUGAAUAUAUGUCCAAAAAGAUAAAAGUUGAUGAAUUUGUGACUCAUAAUCUGUCUUUUGACCAAAUUAAUGAAGCCUUUGAACUGAUGCAUGCAGGAAAGAGCAUUCGAACUGUUGUAAAGCUUUAAAUUCAACAGAGAAAGCUUUAAAUUCAGCAGUUCAUCCUUGUACUUAAGUCUUGUGGUCCAGCUGGAACAGCCAGACAAGCAGGGAGAAGAUCUUCCAAGUUCACAGCCUCUUAGACAUUCAAGACCUUCUAGGCCUUCUCUACUGUUACUUCUAGAGCAACCUACUUUAGGCAGUAUUUUUUAUAUAAUUCAUAAAUCUCUAAUCAAGGACAAGACUAAUAGAGUCAUAAAUCUGAUUUCUCAACUCUCCUUCACAUGAAUAAUUGCCAACUCAUUAAGGAAUAUCCCAACAUAAUAAAAAUAAGUUCUGCAUAUGUGUA